UCCACGAGCAUAUUUUCACAACUGUUUAUUUUUAUAACUACGGUUAUAAAUGACGGAAGUAAAAAAAUGUACAAUUUAUUGUUGAUAAUUCUCAUUUAUUUAUAGGUUUCAUAAUUGGCGGUAUUGGAGGGUUUGGAGUUACGGGCGGUGCGCAUAGAUAUUACACGCAUAGAUCAUUCAAAGCGAAAUUGCCAUUACAAAUUAUACUUUUGGCGUGUUACACGGUAUCAGGACAGGUACGGUACAUCGGAUGGAUUUCGAUUAAAAAUAAUACGAUGAGAUCAAUAUAAUAUAUUAAUACAUCUACGCAUUUAGAACACUAUACCGGACUGGGUUAGAGAUCACCGGGUUCAUUGUGCCGAUAAUGGUACCGGUGUUUUUGUGGAACGAAUCUUGGAAUAUAGCCGUGUUCGGAAUGGCAAUAGUUCGGUACGUGCUAAAUUUGAAUUUCACGUGGUCUGUAAACAGCGUCGCUCAUAUUUGGGGCAACAAACCAUACGACACGUGAGUGUAUAAACUAUAAGUAAUUAAUUUUAUGUAUAACAUACGAAGGUUUUGAUUUUUUUUUUUUGUGUGUGUGUUUUUCAGACGUAUUCAGCCCGUGCAAAACUCUUUCGUGUCUAUAGUGGCCUUGGGGGAAGGGUGGCACAAUUAUCACCACGUUUUCCCGUAUGACUACAGAGCGGCCGAAAUCGGCGGAUAUUUGCUGAACAUGACAACCAUGUGGCUCGACUUUUUCGGCUGUAUAGGCUGGGCGUACGAUUUCAAAUCGCCGUCCAAACAGCUCGUCCAACAUGUGGCUCCAAAUCACGGUGACGGCAGUUGGCACGAGGUGUUGGACGCAAUUUUAAGGGAUUAUAAGGCUUCAUGA
This is a messenger RNA of Cinara cedri, 871 nucleotides long. NCBI's taxonomy places the organism in Eukaryota, Metazoa, Arthropoda, Insecta, Hemiptera, Aphididae. The record is from the annotation of a GenBank genome assembly.